Molecule: messenger RNA, 1416 nt
Organism: Lingula anatina
Lineage: Eukaryota; Metazoa; Brachiopoda; Lingulata; Lingulida; Lingulidae
Product: phospholipid-transporting ATPase ABCA3-like
Biological process (GO): transmembrane transport; lipid transport
Cellular component (GO): membrane; intracellular membrane-bounded organelle
Molecular function (GO): ATP hydrolysis activity; ABC-type transporter activity; ATP binding
Source: RefSeq, a predicted model, not a curated record
AUGGUGUAUCGACUAGAAAACAGUAAGGCGUUGGAAGACUUGGUCGAGCAAAAUCCAAAAACAUUUGAUAUUGUGGGCGGGGUAGUCUUCAAUGACGAAAGUUUUGACUAUGGUAUGCCAACCUCCAAGUUCGGAUACACCAUCCGCCUCCGUUCAGAACCGUCGUUACAUCACACAAGAGAGUGGUUUACGAACGUCUUAAGAGCGUUCUAUUUCGAAACUGGCCCGGAAUACGACAAAAACGGUUUUCUUGCCAUCCAAGAUUCUGUGGACAAAUCUUACAUCAAGAUGAUUUCGAAAUCUCCUCUUCGCCCUUUUCCUACACGACUCAAGCGAUUCCCAACGCUGGAGCACAAGACAAGUAGUUACUUUGAGACUGAUCAACUGAGUUACUUUUCCGAGCCCCUUGCCGCCGUUGUGAUUGUUGGCUGUAUAUCUUUAGUUUUGGAAGUUACCCGAGGAAUAUCAUAUGAAAAGGAAACGGGACUAAAAGUUCUUUUGAAAACGUGUGGCGUGCCAGACAAGGCAUAUUGGCUCUCUUGGUUCUUGUACUGGAGCAUACCAUACGUCAUCAUGAUGGUCGUGUUGUCAAUACUAUUUCUAUCUGCUGGUUCGAGUGAAGAUGGUGGCAGCCUGGCCACCAUCAUAAACCAAUAUGUUGUGUUUCUGUUCCUCUUGCUAUACGCCAUAUCGACCAUCUUAUUGUGCUUUGUGUGCAGCUUAGUUAACUCUACAGUUGCCGCCAUAGCGCUAUUCAUGGUGGUGUACCUUGUCCCCGCCUGUCUAAGCACACCGUUAUUUUACGAAUUCAUGUCGAAAUCACAAAAACUGGCAAUGUGUUUACUGCCAAACUUUGCUCUCAAGAUGGGCGCUUUGCAGAUCCUCAUCUACUGCCGCUCUCCACUGAACGGAGGCCUACGCUGGGAUAAUAUAAUGCAGCACACGACAUUUGGUGACAACUUUUCCAUCGGGGAGGUCUUAAUUGCCUUUGCCGCGGACAUUAUGCUAUUCAUGUUGAUAACAUGGUAUUUCAGCAAGGUGUUUCCAGGUCCAGGGGGAGUUCCGAAACCGUGGCUGUUUCCUUUCGAGUGGCUUAUGCGGAAUCGAAAGAAGCAGAAAGUUGGUCAAGCGCCAUUUUCAUCAAUACAGCAGGAGGAGGGAAGUGCUACGGAGAGCUUUCAAACUGAACGCCUACCAUGGAUGUCGCUGUUAAGACUGACUAAGGUUUACGGAAAGCGAAAUGUUGUCAACAAUGUGACCCUGGACUUGUUUGAAGGCGAGACAUUGGCUCUAUUGGGUGGAAAUGCUUCGGGGAAGUCGACACUUCUGCAGAUGAUUACAGGUUUGCUCCAGCCUACGUCUGGAAGUAUUCACGUGUGCCCCCGGCUCAGCACCAAAAGAUAUCUCAGCCAUUAG